AUGUCACCACAUAGUGGCAUAGAAGAUUUAAGGCAAUUUGCUGAAUGGAUCCUUCAAGUGGGUAAUGGAAUAUCUGAAGGGACAUCUAAUGGUACCAAUUUGAUUCAAAUACCCUUUGAAUUCCUUAUCACUGAUUAUAAUGAUCUGAUUCAAGCAAUUGUUAAAGCAAGCUAUUCAUAUUAUAUUGCUAACCUGGCUAAUGAAUACCACUUGAAGGGUCGAGCUAUUUUAGCUCCUACAAUUAAUGCAAUAGAUAAAGUGAAUGACUACAUGACGACAAUGAACAACAAUGAAUGCAAGACUUAUGUAAGCUCCAAUAAAUGUUUGCCUAACAAAGGUAGCAAUGAAAUUAAAGGAAUACACACAUCAGGGUUCUUAGUUACAAUCAAAUACUCUGGGGUGCCAAAUCAUGAAUUGAAACUAAAAGUUGGGUGCCCUGUUAUGCUCAUUAGAAAUAUUGAUCACUCAUCAGGUAUUUUCAAUGGUACCAGAUUGAUAAUGACAAGACUUAGAGAUAAAGUUAUAAAAGCAAAACUGUUAAAUUCAAACAAGUACUUCGAUAAAAUUUUUAUUCCUAGAAUGACACUCAUCUUCUGA
This is a messenger RNA of Arachis duranensis, 597 nucleotides long. RefSeq lists its product as uncharacterized. Bases 1 to 597 code for a protein of 198 amino acids. The transcript has a single exon. The record is from RefSeq and is a predicted model, not a curated record. Lineage: Eukaryota; Viridiplantae; Streptophyta; Magnoliopsida; Fabales; Fabaceae.